UGUGAGUGUGUGAUUCAUCCAUUAUUGUGUUUGUCACAAAGUCCAUCAACAACAAGAUCAUUAGGGGAGGGUGAGUUGAGUUUGUUCUCAAUUUCACAACAAAGGGAAGUGUGGCUGUAUGGUGGGAUAAUUUGCAGAAGUCACGACAGAGGCAGGCCAAACAACCGGUUAGGACAUGGCGUAGGAUGAAACAGUUGAUGAUGGACCGUUUCGUUUCAGUAGAUUACGAGCAGCAUCUCUAUCGCCUCUACCAUAAUUGUACCCAAGGUAGCAGGGCAGUAGAGGAUUAUACUGACGAGUUCCUAUGGUUGGCAAAGAGAAAUUCGUUGAAUGAGACUCAAGGGCAGACCGUAUCAAGAUAUGUCAAUGGAUUGACGACGUCAAUACAGGAUAGAAUUGGGUUACAAGUUUUCUGGGAUGUCCAUGAGGCUCAAAAUAUGGCUAUGAAGGCACAACAGUUAGAGAAAGAAUUGAAAGAACGUGAAACAAACAGAAGAAAUCGAGCUAUGGCAAUAACAAUAAUUACCAGAGGAAGGCAGCAGAUUCUUCUGUUCCUAACAAGGAGAAGAAAGAGGUUCAGCCGACCCAAAGGAAUAAUUAUAAAGGGCAGAAUUACAGAGGAGAGAGCUGCCAGAACACUGACAUAAAUCAGAAUCGCACUACUACAAUU
Molecule: messenger RNA, 670 nt
Organism: Prunus avium (sweet cherry)
Lineage: Eukaryota; Viridiplantae; Streptophyta; Magnoliopsida; Rosales; Rosaceae
Source: RefSeq, a predicted model, not a curated record